UGCGUGGGCACUUUGUAUAUUGGGAAUUCGAGUGACCAAAGAUAAUCUUGAAUAUAGAGCUUAAAAAUGGCUGCUCUUCCACUAAUUUCUCUCUCUCAUCCCUUACAAACUCAUCUUCUUCACUUGCCCUCAACAAAAUCCCAGCUUUAUAAUCAAAUUUCAUGCCCAAAAUUCUCAUUGGGUGCUCUUCAAUCUGUUAAAUUCCGCAGUAAAACUAGGAAAUUGAGAAGCAAGUCCAAUGACCCAGGUGAGGUUGAUCGUAUGUUCAAGGAUGAAAAUGGCGUCGUUAAUGAUAUGGAAGGUUACCUCAAUUCUCUCUCCCUCGAAUAUGAUUCUGUUUGGGACACCAAACCCUCUUGGUGUCAGCCAUGGACAAUAGCCCUGACUGGAGUAUCGGUGAUUGCAUGCAGCUGGUUAGUUCUGCACUCCGUUAUUGUUACUGCUUUAGCUUCCUCUGCAAUCUUUGCAUGGUGGUACAUCUUCCUAUAUUCAUACCCUAAGGCAUAUUCAGAAAUGAUUGCUGAGCGCAGAAAAAGAGUGAAAAGCGGCACAGAGGACACUUAUGGAUGGUCAAAGAACCAGUGAUUACAGUGGGCAUUACUGCAGCAGAAGGGGCACUUUCUUUCUCCCUGCUCUCUAUCAAGGCCAGGGGGGUCAAGUAAUUGAUGGAUGAAGUUCCGAAUGAGUUGCAACCCUUUGCAAGCCCUUCACAUUGGGCUAUUGGACACAAGGCAAAACAGAAUGCUAGGAUGGUCUUCUCCUUGUAUGCAAACUUUGCAAAUUUAAUUUGAGAGAUUCGAUUUGUAUGUGAAUAGUUAUCAUAACCAUCCAAUUAGGAAAUUAUCACACCAUAACAAAUUAACAAUUGUGUGUACAGUUGAAUUAUGUACUUGUAAAAUCCAAAUUAACAUCAAGUGACUUUGCUAGGACAAA
Molecule: messenger RNA, 933 nt
Organism: Chenopodium quinoa (quinoa)
Lineage: Eukaryota; Viridiplantae; Streptophyta; Magnoliopsida; Caryophyllales; Amaranthaceae
Exons: 3
Coding region: 67-585 (172 amino acids)
Cellular component (GO): chloroplast
Source: RefSeq, a predicted model, not a curated record